AUGGAAGAGCCGAACGAAAUUAUAGCUGAAACCAAUUGGACGAGUAAACCUAAAAUAAUCAUUAUUGGGGCCGGGAUUUCUGGAAUAGCUGCCGGGGAGUACUUAUCUCGUAAAGGAUUAACUGAUUUUAAAAUUUUAGAAGCUUCUCAUCGAACGGGAGGACGAAUAUGGAGCGUUAGCGUCGACGAUGAAGGUCAUAAAGCGGAAAUGGGCGCCAAUUGGAUCCAUGGAAUUGAACGAAAUCCAAUUUACCAAAUAGCAGAUCAGAAUCAUUUGUUAGAGCUGCGUCAUGCCAACAGAAAUUUGCGGCGUCGGGAUUUACACUUGACCGAAGAUGGCGAUGUCAUCAGUGAUAAAAUGGUGAACGAAGUUGAUUUCUCUUACGGCAUGUUAAUAGCAGAGUGUGAAGAUUUUUUUCAUUCGAGUAUCCCCACCCCCGAAGAGGAUGACAGUGUGGGGGCACAUCUUGAACGAGAAUUUCAAGAAAAAUUGGAUAGAUACAAUAAUGGCGACCGGCGAUCCCGCCAGAUGAUUUUUGAUCAAAGGAUAUUAUUAGAGUGUUGUAUCACAGGAUGUGACAACAUGAAUGAUGUGUCUCUAGAAGAGUUCGGAUGUUACGAAGAAUUACCCGGCGUCCAUUAUACAAUUCCACCCGGAUUUGAAGCCGUUUUGGAAAUCCUUAAAAAAAAUAUUCCCGAGGAAAACAUCCUACUGAACAAACCUGUUAAAUGUGUGAAUUGGGCCAAUUCAGAUAAUAAUAAAAGUGCACAAGAAGUUUGUGUUGAAUGUGAGAAUGGUGAAAAGUUCUAUGCAAAUCACGUAUUAUGCACUGUUUCCCUUGGAGUACUGAAAGCAGCUUGUGAUCGAAUGUUUCUCCCUCCCCUUCCCAAGGACAAGCAACAGGCCAUCCAAUCAAUGGGCUUUGGUAUAGUUGAUAAAGUGAUACUGGAAUUUGAAGAGACCAUCGUGGAAUCGGAUGUUUUCAGAAUCGAACUAUUAUGGGAUAGAAGUCAAGUGAUAGAUAAUGAUCUACGGAAAACGUGGAUGCGUAAAAUUUAUUCGUUUGAAGUGGUUCAUGAAAACAUACUAGUCGGAUGGUUGUCUGGAAAGGAAGCAUUAUUCAUGGAAUCAUUAACAGAGGAGCAAAUAGCAGAAGAUAGUCGAGAUACCUUACGCAAAUUCCUUAAAAACAAUGACAUUCCUCUUCCUAAAAGAGUUAUCAGAACCCGGUGGGGCAAUAAUCCCUAUACAAGGGGCUCAUAUAGUUUUCUAGCUAUUGGUGCUCGUCAGAAAGAUAUAAUGACAUUACAAGAACCACUUACUGCCGGUGAUGAUGAAAAGCCGCGAGUUUUAUUUGCCGGUGAAGCUACCCAUACAACAUUUUAUUCUACUACCCAUGGUGCACUACUAACAGGAUAUCGCGAGGCUCAACGUAUUGUUAAGAUGUAUACAGAUCAGUAG
This is a messenger RNA of Lottia gigantea (owl limpet), 1461 nucleotides long. RefSeq lists its product as hypothetical. The coding region runs from base 1 to 1461 and encodes 486 amino acids. Gene Ontology annotation, molecular function: polyamine oxidase activity. The transcript has 5 exons. The record is from RefSeq and is a predicted model, not a curated record. Lineage: Eukaryota; Metazoa; Mollusca; Gastropoda; Lottiidae.